GCGCGAGGCCGGGGCGGCGGGGCUGUGUGGAGGGCGGCGUUCGCACCGUAACGGGAAGGCAGCGCGCCGCCGCGGCGCCCGUUUCCUCCGUUGCGUUCUCGGCGGCUGAGGCGGCCGGGGCCGCGCUCGCUGGUGGCCGGGGCGGCGGCGGGGUGAUGAUGGCGUACUUCGUGGAGAACUUCUGGGGGGAAAGGAACAAUGGCUUUGAUGUCCUCUAUCACAACAUGAAACAUGGACAUUUGUCAACAAAAGACUUAGCAGACUUUAUAAGAGAAAGGGCUACAAUAGAGGAGGCAUAUUCAAGGUCAAUGACAAAACUAGCCAAAUCAGCGAGCAAUUACACACAACUUGGGACAUUUGCACCGGUUUGGGAUGUUUUCAAAACCUCAACAGAAAAACUAGCAAGUUGUCACUUGGAUCUUGUGCGAAGAUUACAAGAGCUAAUAAAAGAAGUUCACAAGUAUGGAGAUGAACAAAUCAAAGCUUACAAAAAGACUAAAGAAGAUGUUUCAGGAACAUUGGAAGCAGUGCAAAAUAUUCAAAGUAUCACUCAGGCCUUACAGAAAUCAAAGGAAAACUACAAUGCAAAGUGUGUUGAACAAGAGCGUUUGAAAAAGGAAGGAGCAACACAGAGAGAAGUUGAUAAGGCAGCAGUUAAAACAAAAAAAGCUACAGAUACUUAUAAACUGUAUGUGGAGAAAUAUGCUGCAUUUAAAUCUGAUUUUGAACAGAAAAUGACAGAAACUGCACAGAAAUUUCAAGACAUUGAAGAAACACACCUUCUUCGCAUGAAAGACAUUAUAGAAUCAUUGUCAAAUACCAUAAAAGAAAUUCAUUUACAAAUAGGAGAGGUACAUGAAGAGUUUAUUAAUAACAUGACAAAUACUACAGUUGAGAGUUUAAUACAGAAAUUUGCUGAGUCAAAAGGAACUGGAAAGGAGAGACCUGGCUCUAUUGAAUUUGAAGAAUGUAACACAUCCAGUGCAGUUGAAGGAGUAAAACCACGGAAAAGAAAGCCUUUUGGUUUAUCAGGAAUCAUGAAAAAAGAAAAAGAUGCUGAAUCUGUGGAGUGUCCGGAUGCAGACUCAGUUAACAUUCCUGAUGUAGAUGAUGAAGGAUACAGCAUUAAACCAGAAACAACACAGGAUACCAAAGAGAACCAUUUCUAUUCAUCCAGUGAUUCUGACUCCGACGAUGAUGAACCCAGGAGGUUCCAUGUAGAAAUAAAACCUGUCCAGCCAAAUAAUAGCUCUCAAUAUACCAUGCCUUCCUUGGAUGAAUUAAAAGUAUCUAUAGGGAACAUCACCCUUUCUCCAGCAAUAUCUCAGAGACACAGUCCUGCACAAAUGAACCAAAAUUCAUCCAGUGAAGAGCUAACAAAAUCAAAGCUUUCUGCUCCAACUAAUGAAAAAGGGAACAGUGACCUCCUGACAUGGGAUCCGCUCUUCAGCAGUUCUCUUGAGUCUUCCUCUUCAGCUUCCUUGGCAUCCUCAUCCUCCUCAGCAAGGCCCACAACUCCUCUCUCUGUAGGCACCAUUGUACCCCCUCCAAGGCCUGCUUCAAGAACAAAGCUGUCUACUGGGAAACUUAGUGGGAUUAAUGAAAUACCUAGGCCAUUCAGCCCUCCGUUGACUUCUAACUCAAGUCCACCUCCUGCAGCUCCCUUGGCACGUGCAGAGAGCAUUUCCUCAAUAUCCUCUUCUGCAUCCCUCAGUGCAGCAAACACACCUACAGUUGAGGAUGAUCUUUUGAUUGGAAAUCUUCCCACAAUUGAAAAGCUUUGUGAGACACCACCAGGUGUUUCACGUGGUCCCAGCCCUGUCAGCCUUGGAAACCAGGACACCUUGCCUGUUGCAGUAGCCCUUACUGAAUCUGUUAACGCCUACUUUAAAGGAGCAGAUCCCACAAAAUGCAUUGUGAAGAUUACUGGUGAUAUGACUGUAUCAUUCCCAAGUGGGAUUAUUAAAGUCUUCACCAGCAACCCAUCUCCAGCUGUGCUCUGCUUCAGGGUGAAAAACACAAGCAAACUAGAGCAGAUUCUUCCAAAUGCACAACUUGUAUACAGUGAUCAGUCACAAAGUGACUCCAGUACUAAGGAUUUUUGGAUGAACAUGCAAGCUAUAACCGUCUACCUCAAGAAAUUAUCAGAGCAGAAUCCAUCUGCAUCCUAUUACAAUGUGGAUGUUUUAAAGUAUCAGGUAUCCUCAAAUGGCAUCCAGUCCACUCCCUUAAAUCUUGCAACUUACUGGAAAUGUAAUGCUAGCACUACUGAUGUGAGAGUGGAUUAUAAGUACAAUCCAGAGUCUAUGAAUGUGCCUAGUAUGCUCUCUAACGUCCAGGUUGUGGUACCAGUAGAUGGAGGAGUAACAAACAUGCAAUCACUUCCACCUGCAAAAUGGAAUGCAGACCAGAUGAAAGCGUAUUGGAAAAUAUCUAGCAUUUCAGAGAAGUCUGAGAAUGGAGGUUCUGGAUCCCUCAGGGCAAAAUUUGAACUUUCAGAAGGGCCCAGUAAACCAGCAACACUUGCAGUGCAAUUCAUUAGUGAAGGAAGCACCCUUUCUGGAGUAGAUGUAGAGCUUGUAGGCACUGGCUAUCGGCUUUCCCUCCUUAAGAAGAGAUUUGCCACUGGACGGUAUAUGGCAGAUUGCUGAUGUACCUGUGAAAGUCAUUGGAUCAAAGGAGUGCAAGAAGCUCACUCUGCCCCUCUUUACUUGUCAAACACUAUUUUAAUAUGCAUUAAUUUUUUUAAAAUGUUGACCUACUUUGAGGCUGAACUACGGAACAGGAAAUGCACUUUUAAAAGUCAUUUUGCGAACUUUUUAUUACUUUAUAAUAGCACUGAAGUUAACUUCAACACUGUCUGUAAAUGAUCAACUGCAAUAUUUGGGAAAAUUUGCUGAAAUUUUGGUAAAUUUCUAUAGAUGAAAUCAAAACAGUAAUCCAUAGUUGUAAUGGAAGUAUAAAAUUGUAUGUUAUACUGUAAGCAGUAAACCUAAAAAUGUAGGAGAUUAAGAAAUAUUUGAGGUUUCCAUAAGUAAUAUUAAUUUUUCAGAUUCUUCAACUGCCAGUUUUUAAAGAAAGCAGAGGCAAAGUCUCAUGUAAUUCUUGUAUCCACUCAUGCCACAAAACCAGCUGAGUUAGAGAUGUAUAAAAGAAAUGUACCUUGAUGCCCAUGUAUCAUAUAUUAUUAACAUAAAAGUUGUUUCAUAUAGGGUUUUUUCCUAAGUGCAAUGUGUUACAAAAUUGCAAAAGACAGCAGAGAUUUACUUCUGCAGUUAGUAAAUUUUAUGGGCAUUGUGAUUGUUUUAAUUAAUGGUGUAGAUUUAAUUUAUUUUUAUAUGAACUGCAUAACAUUUGUGCCUUUAAAAAAAGCCCGUGCCUAUCCAAUUUGUAAUUCAUGUGCCUCACUUCAUUUUUCAAAGUUUGGCUCUUCAUCAAGAAAGCACAGUGUUUGUAUAAUACACACAACUUUAUAAAAAUUUCUUUGACUGGGAUUUAUUUAGAAGGCACAUUUGCAAAGAGUUAAGAUUGUUUUAAAAGGAGUUUAAAAUACUGGAUUACUUCCUCAUGGAGUAAUUCCAAUAAAUGUGGCUGUAGUAAAGGGUGAUGCAUUAUGCAGGACUUCGAAACUUUGAGAUAGUAACUUUAAUGUCACCAAAGAUGAGAAUCCUGAAAAAUCUCCGAAGAUGGUAAAAGCAAACUUUCAAAAGCAAACAGCAUUUCCCUUCACUUUUACUGCAGGUCUUCAGACUGUGAGUGGUUUUGGGAUAUAUGAUGUGAAUGUAAACUUAAUACUUUGGCAGGAAUAGCAUUUUAGAAGUAUAUUUUAUGGCAGCAGGAUGACAAGUACUGCCAUUUAUAUUAGUUUAAUCUUUUUCUGUAACCACCAAUUUUAAUAUUUGUAUUGUCACCUAAUCUGCUUGCCACAGCCUAAGCACAGGGAAGUGACACAUAAGUAAUAUUUUUUAAAGCAAGUCACUAAUUUAGAAAAUCUUCUACGUAUUUCUAUCAAGUGUUUUUUCAGUGCUGAAAUCAAAAGUACUGGGGCAAACAGUAACCUGCCCAUGGGGAUAUAUGACUAUUUUGAAUACCUGUAUCUAUUUUAAGUUCUGUAUUAUAUAUAUGUUUUCAGUGAAACGUGCUUGAACUAAUUAAUGCAAAACCAGUAAUGAAUGGACUGAUGAAGCUUUACAAGAAAUUGAGCUUUGUAGAAGCUGCGUAAAUACUAAUGUAUACUACAACUUUCGCAGAUGAGAGUUCUAUUGUUAGCACUAAGCACAUACUGUACUGUAGAUUUGAUGGCAAGAGUAUAUUUGGCUUUUAAUUUGCUAAUCUGAUGGAAUGGUAAAUUCCUAACUCAUAAAAUGGUACAGUCUUUUUACUGGAAUCUUAAUUGUAAUCUGCUUUGCAAUCAAACUGUGUUUAACAAGACAAUAUUUUAUUAAUGAAAACCCAAAACUGCGUUGCUAUUUUUAAUCAAGUAUUACUUUCUUUUAUAAGUUAAAUGAAGUAGUUAUGUUUCAGCACUUUUAAACUAGCCUUCAUUCAGGUAAUUAUACAUACUUUUGCAUUGGGUGCAGGUUACAAUUUUGAAGCCAUACAAGUUUAUAUAGACUUUUUGUAAAGAAAUUCAAAAACAAUGUAAAAAGCACAUGUAGCUAUCUGAUAAAAGCAAAAACAAAACAUACAUAGCAAGCUGGUUCUUGCUUGUGUGUACAACAAUAUCCAUUGUAGCUGCCUCCUAAGAAAAUUAACUUGUAAACACAACUCUAAAGAAUCUGAAAUUUUAUGAAUUGUUAUUACAUCAGACUGUAAAUUAGAGCAUACAAGUUUAUCUUACAAAAAUUGUAAAUACUUCUGAUUUUUCAUAAAAUGUAAAUUUUUAAAAAUAUGCACCCAUAAUAAACAUGUAAUAUAUAAUUUA
This is a messenger RNA of Falco peregrinus (peregrine falcon), 4924 nucleotides long. It is a transcript of the gene FCHO2, whose product is annotated as FCH and mu domain containing endocytic adaptor 2. NCBI's taxonomy places the organism in Eukaryota, Metazoa, Chordata, Aves, Falconiformes, Falconidae. The record is from RefSeq and is a predicted model, not a curated record. Gene Ontology annotation, cellular component: clathrin-coated pit; cytoplasm; clathrin-coated vesicle. Gene Ontology annotation, biological process: synaptic vesicle endocytosis; clathrin coat assembly; clathrin-dependent endocytosis. The coding region runs from base 156 to 2651 and encodes 831 amino acids. The transcript has 27 exons.